CGACAUGGCGGCACGUUGGUCAUGACAACCCACCGACACGGCCAGCAACCCACGUCCGCCGCCGAUGCGUCAUUUCCAAACAUGCGAGCUUCGACCGUGACUGUUGUUUUGGCUGCCGUGGGUGCUGCGACUGCCGCCACCCUUCCGCCAGUGAACUUUUCGUGGUACCCGUGCCACUUGUACACGACGGAGGAUGCCAACUCGACGCUCGUGAACCCGGCGACGGGCGAAGACAUCGACAACCCGGCCGCCGAGUGCGCCGACGUCGUCGUGCCUGUUUGCCACCCCGACGUUUGCGUGUUUGCGAAUGGAACCAAAUCGGACAUCACUGUGUUUGUCAAGCGCAUGCAAGCCAACGUGAUCACGACGCCGAAGAAGGCGCUGUGGGUAUUGCAAGGUGGCCCUGGGCACUCGAGCGAAGCCAUGGAAGGGCUCAUGAGCGAAGCGUACGCGGCCGCGAACGGCACGAUUAGUGUGUACACGAUGGACCAUCGAGGCGUCGGCCGCAGCACGCUCCUGAGCUGCGUCGAUACCAAAACCGAAUCUGACUUGGCAGCGUGCUUGGGCCAUAUCAAGGCUACGUAUGGGACGCAAGCCCCCGCGGCGUUUUCCGUCACGAGCGCCGCGACCGACUUGAAGCGGUUUGUCGAGAGCUCGACGUUUGACGACACGGACGUGUUUGUGUACGGCGUCAGCUACGGCACGUACCUGGUCGAGCGGCUCAUGCACUUGGCACCGACCACAGUCAAAGGCUACAUCCUGGACAGCAUCCAGAGCGAGCAGUUUUACCAGCGCAAGUCGGCGCCAUACUACUCGAAUUGGGACCAAGACGUUGGUGAAAUCGUCGAUCGGUUCCUCGCGUACUGCGACCACGAUGACUUUUGCAGGUCGUACAUCGGCCCGGACGCCAAGCGGACGCUGAUCAAGCUCUACAAGAAGCUCAACAACCAUCACACCAUGACCGAGUGCGCCGAGAUCCUGCGCGAAUCGGCCAAGCAGCUCGGGUACACGACCCCGUCCGACGCGGCCUCCAACACCAUGUACAACUGGCUCGGAUCGCGCGCGACCCGCGUCUUCAUCCCGGCGUACAUCUACCGCGUCAACCGGUGCAACCACGACGAUGCGAUCUGGCUUCGCAACGUGCACCCGCCGGCGCCGAUCGAGUCGCCGGGACAAGUCGCCCAGCGAGGACCGUACUUGAACGGCACGGGCAUAUCGGACGUCGUGUACAGCGACAUCGUGUUCAACGAGAUCUGGAAAUCGCCGUCGCCCACCGCGGACGAACUGUACCAACAGAGCGUCGACGCGCUCAUCUCGCUGGGGAACGUGCCAGCGUCCCAGACCAAGAUCGCGGCCUACUGUGUGUUCAAAGGCAACGCAGAUCCCGUUUGCGAUGGCCACCCCACGUUCAACGAGAGUUUUGCCUACCCCCGCGACGCGUACUGGAACAAAACGGCGGCCAUCCCGCGCGGCGCGAGCGUACUCAUGUUCACGGGGUACCUGGACCCGGCGACGCCACCCAAAUACGCGAUCGACGAAAACAAAACGAUGCAAGGCACGCAGAAGCUCCUCCUCGAAUUCCCCUUUACGAACCACGGCAUCAUGGGCAAUACGCCCGUGGAAGACCGCCCCCACGACAGCUGCGGGUCGACGAUCUUGACGUCGUAUUUGGCGGCCAACGGCGACUUGAACCAAGUGCGCGCCGAGUGCAUCCGCAACGUUGAAGUCCUCGACUUCUCCAAGUGGUCGGCCAACGUCUCGAUGCAAUUGUUCGGGUCGGAGAGCCCAUAUGAAGACACAAACGUUCAAGCGCAAGUCGCUGCGGUCGCGACCGAAGUGGUCAAAUCGUACGGCGCCCAGGUCGUCGUGCUGUCGGCACUGUUAGCGGUCGCUGUCAUUGCGCUUGUCGGCAUGGCCGUGUACGUGAUCCAGUUGAAGGCCCGCACUGGUGGGGAUGCGCCUGCCAAGGCCACCGCAGCGGCGGAGGUCGAGGCCGCCUCCGACGGCGCUGCUGCUGCGAAAGAAACGGGGAAACCGGACGAUGUAGUGGUGACGGUCUAAGCAAUGUGCACGUG
Molecule: messenger RNA, 2075 nt
Organism: Aphanomyces invadans
Lineage: Eukaryota; Oomycota; Saprolegniomycetes; Saprolegniales; Verrucalvaceae
Exons: 4
Coding region: 22-2061 (679 amino acids)
Source: RefSeq, a predicted model, not a curated record